CUUCUCGCACACGUCAAAACUGGAAACUGAUGGUUGUAGUUACCGACCUAACAACCAACUUUUCUCCAAUCACUUUUACUUUUUAACGAUACACAUGGAAAGUAUACAAUUUUUUUGAAAAACCAUGUCUAUAAGCCAAGGUUGACAGUAGAGUUUUGUUUGUCAUUAUACAGCAUAGUUAUCGAGACAACAGACCGAAACAAGAAGAGAGCAACUCUGAGUGAUGAUAAACAAAGCAUGAUAGCUAGCAAGCUAACGUUAGAUAAUGAAUACUUGUGAGGUCAUUUGAGUAAUGUUUUAGCAAGUUAACCGAAAAGACAGUUCAGUUUUCAGUGAGACGAACUAGCAAAAUGGAUUAUAAGAGCAAAAAGUCCACUCUGUCCGGGGAAAAAUCACUGGGGUCUGGUCACAAAAGUGACAAGCCACAGCAGAGCAACUCGACGUCAAGAGUUGAUGCUGAUCAUGGUGGUGGGAUCAUUCACUGUCCUGUUACCAAGAACAUGAAACACCUCCUGGAUGAGUUCAAGGGGCUGUAUGAGGAGAGGUUGAGACGCCUAGAGUUUGACACAAGAGGGGGCACAAAUGAGGACAUUUUACAGAUGAAGGUCCGUAUCCUCCAGUCCUAUGUGAACGACUUGGGUGACCAGAACCAAGUGCUGGUCCAGACAGUGGAGGACCUGGAAACAGAGGCCAACAACAGAGUCUGCACCAUAGAGGCCAAGCUACGCACCUCUGAUCAAAUCAUUCAUGAUCUGGAGCAGCAGAGGAGGGUUCUGGAGGAGAGUGUGUGUAGUCUGCACUCUGAGAACCGGGACCUGAAGACUGACAUGGACUCCCUCACAAACUUCAUCCAACAAGCGAGACAUCAACACACCUUGGUCGUUUCUGGGGUCACUCUAAGGACAGGCUCGUUGGAGAAGAUGAUUGAAACCUCGACUCAUACCCCUAUGAGUCCUAACCUUGAGGUAGAGGAUCUGAGGAGCCAGCUGAGGACUAGAGACAGAACCAUCCUUUGUCUGGAGAGAGACAUCAAGACCUUCCAACUGGAGAAUAACACACUCAACAAAACUGAGGUGGAGAGUGUCAGGGAGGAGGAAGAGAGACAGAGGAGGGAUAUUCUGACUCUCAGACAGAGAGAGAAGACUCUUCUAUCAGAGUUGCAGACCCAGGAGAGGAGGCUGUGUGAGACCCAGAGAGAGAGCAGAAUGAGGGUAGAGGACACGGCUCGCCUACAGUCUCAGCUGGAUCAAGUCCAGAGCUCACACACGCAAACUAUGCGCCAGGCAGAGGCCAAAAUGGUGGAGGUGAGGACCGAACUGAGUGAUGAGUAUGGGAGGAGACUGGGGGAGAAGGAAGAAGGAAUGAAACGGAUAACCGAAGACCUGAAUAAUGUGAGGAAGAAACACACCUCUGCCAGGGAUCAGUUGAGGAGUACAGAGGGUAUUCUCCAGUCUCUGAGGAUGCAGCUACAGGACAGAGACAGUCAGCUGGAGAAUGCUACUAACAAGAUCUUUACACUAAAGACUUCUCUGAAGGAGGCUGAGGAGAGUUGUGUGGCUGCUAAGACAGAGGUCCAGACUCAGACGACACUACUGGAGGAGAUGAGCAGAGAACUGGGGAGACUCACACUGGCUCAGAAUAAAUCUGUGGAAGAGGUGAAUGAGCGUGGGGAGAUGCUGAGACACAUGAAGCAGGACCUGUCUGCUCUGAAGGCCACUCAGGACUCACUGAAGAGAACCCUCAGUAUGAAGGAACAACACACACACCAGCUAACACACGACAACACACACCUCCGACAAAACCUGGACACGCUAAAGAACAAGCUCCUGGUUAGUGAGGACAGGGUGUGUACUCUGUCAGUAGAGCUGGAUGAGUUGAAGAUCGGUCUGGGUAAAGAGAGAGAUCAGUGUCAGCAUCUCCAGGACCAGGUUUUACAGCAGAGUCAGGAUCUGGUGCGGGCCAACAACACACUCACUGACACACGCAGGGCUGCUGGCAGGAAGAUCCACAAGAAGGACAGCAAGCUGUCUGUGUUAUUGAAGGAGCUAGCAGAGGUUAGAAAUCACUUAUCAGACUGUAAAAAAGAGUUGCUCAGUAGAGAGUCUGCAUUGGUAAAACAGCAGGAGGAGACGGCUCAGCUGAGAUCCAAGAUGGAGGACUGUUCCCGUCAAUGUUCAGCUCUGAACAGGGAGAAAGAGAGACUGGAGACAAACCUCACACUUACUAACCAGAAACACUGCACCGCACAAGGAGAGGUGAUUCUACAGUUGAGGACAGAGCUGAGUAAAGCGGAGCAGAAGUAUCAAGGGACACAGGAGGAGCUGGCCAUGCUGGAGGCUGAGGUCAGCCGUCUGAACCAGAAGGUCAAGGGUCAACAGGAAGAGGCGUGUCUUCUCAGGCAGAUGGUCAGAGAGGGGGAGGGGCUUAGAGACCAGGAAGUGAUGGAACGACAACAGAUACAGAACGCACUCUGUAUCGCACAGCAACAGGUGAAGUCCCAGAACAUGUCUAUAGAGCAGCUAACAUCUGAUCUAGACUCAAUGAAACAGAACCACAGAGCCGACACAGAGCGCUGGAGCCACAGGCACUUCCUGCUCAGCGGCCAAUUAGAGCAGGCUUCCUCUGAGCUAAGCCGAUCCCAGGCCGAGGUCAGAGAGCGCAGGUCAGAGGUCACAGAGCUGAGGGGAAAGCUCCAACUGGCAGAGGAGGGAUACCAGGAGGCUCUGGAGAAGGUUGAAGAAGCUAAAGGGUUGGAAAACACACAAGACACUGAGAUAGAGCUUUUGAGACAACAACUGACGGACCUCCAGGAGGACCUGAGUGAAACCAUGUCCAGGACUCAGGGCCAGGCGGAGAAGGCGGCCAUCUUUAAACAGAAGUACUGCGUUGCCAUGGAGAAGGUGCAGCAGCUCCAGGGACACAUAGAGUGUGUGGAGGAGGAGCUCAGAUACACACAACAACAGCUGACUGAAUCCAAGGCAGUGGUAGACAGGGUUAAGGUGGAGCUUAAAGAGCUGGAAGGGCGCUAUGAAGAAAAACAUGGCCAAUGGGAGCUCUCGGAGGAAGCCCUGGACCAACUGACUGACGAGCUGCAGGCCAAUCAGAUGGCUCUGAGGGAGGGACAGGAGAGAGUGGAACAGUGUGAAGGAACCAUACAACAUCUACAGCAAGAGGUAGACACACAGAAAACUCAGAUACUAAAGUAUGAGAGUUCUCUGAAGUCCUACCAACAGAAUUACUCCUACUCUGAUGAGCAGUAUUGUGCCUUACAAAGACAGAGACUACAACUGCAGAAGCAAUCCACAGAGCAGGUAGAGCGCUUGGCCAAUUGCGAACAGGCCCUGCUACAGAUGAGGGCAGAGUAUCUUCGCAGGGAGGAGGAACUAGAGAAGCAGAGCCAGGAGAAGGCGGGGCUAGAGAGAACCCUGCAAUCUCUUCACCUGGACCUGGCCGCCUCCCACCGCAAACAUCUGGUCACUCACACACAGCUGGAGCAGGAAGUGACACAGCUACAGGAGGAAGUGACAUGCCUACAGGAGGAGCUGGUCGACACCCACGACACCUGUACACAGAGACAACAGACAAUCCAGGGCCAGGAUGUCUUGCUCCAGCAAGUUGAGGAGGACCUGAAGGAAACCAAGCUGCUCCUUCAGAGGAGAACCAAGGAUCUGAAGGAGGAGAAAGUCUGGGUGCAGAGGCUCAGAAAGGAGGCGCAGGAGCAGAGAGAGGAGGGACACAGACUUGUGGAGGAGCUGUCAUGUCGUGGAGAGGAGGUUUGGAGGUUGGAGGGGAGUGUGAGAGAAGGAAGACAGGCAGAGGAGAGGAGGAGGCUGACAGUGGAGAGGCUGGAGAGGCAGUCUGCAGAGCUGAGACUGGCCCUACAGCAGGCCAUGGAGAACACACUCAACACACAGAGAGACAACCACACAACACAGGAACAAGUGAAGACAUUGGAGGAGGAGAACAACUCAUUGACCAAUCAGGUGAGGACUUUGGAGGAGAAGUACAGCUCGUUGACCACUCAGCUGCUGAGGUCACAGAGCCUGGGCCAAGACGACGUCCAGCGACUAGCCAAUCAGGAGGAGCGUCUGGUCGUACUGAGGACAGAGUCAGAGACGCUACAGGAGAAGUACAGCAGCAAGGUGCAGGAGCUGGACACACUGCGGUUGGAGGUGGAGGGGGCGUACUCUGACAACGCGCACCUCCGCCAGGAGAGCCAGGUGGUCAUGGCCAAUGUCAACCGCUGGGUCAAAGAGCAGAGGGUUGCCAGUGAGAGUCUAGCUGCUAAGAUCAGAGGUCAGAACAAGGUGCUGCUCAUCAUCAGUGAGGAGAAACAACAUCUUCAGGAGGCUAACAGGGCCCUAGAGGAGGAGCUGAGGAAAUUGGGAGAUGAGGGGGAGGAGAAGGAGAGAGAGAUGGAACGCUUAAAGGCCCAGGUUCAAGACCGGGGUCAACAGCAGGAGGAGGAGAGGGAGAGCUUUGUGACCACCAACCUGAGUCGGAUCCAGUACAUGCAGGUCAGACUGAGAAGCAACCUGGAGGCUAUAGGCUUGCUCAACAAACAGCUGAGUGCUCUGGGAGGAGAGAACGAGAGAUUGCGUCUGCAGCUAGAGGAGGAGAGAGCAGAGCGCAGACGAGUGAUAUCGCCAACCAACCACCGGAGGGGUACCUCCCCCCUUCCCCUCUCCCUCACCCAUGGAUCUUCCUGCUCCCUUCCCUCCCUCUCCCCCUCUCUGGAUAGAGACACAGGAUACCCUCCCCCUGCCUCCCACCUUUCCCCCUCCCCUUUUCACCACCCCCCCAGCCCCAGUCCCAGGCCAGGGGAGAAGGACACUGCCCUGACCCGAGCAGAGUUGAGCGUGGCUGGGCCGCGGGAGCCAGGCGAGGCCCAGGCUGUUAAUGAGGCCUACUGGGUGAGGAGGGUGGGAGAACUAUCAGUACAGUUGCAGGACAGAGAGCUCUACUGGUCAGGUAGGAUCAACCACCUCGCUACAGAGAUACGACAGACCAAGGACGCUUCGCCCCUCACCUGACCUCCCGCUGACCUCUAAACCCUGUUCCCUGACCUCUAAUGCCUGACAUCUCUUCCUUGUUUGGUUGUUGUUUUGGAUGGGUUCAGUUAUGAAGCCAUAUCAUUGUCUCUGAUCACUGUAUGACUGUGUACCAUGUGCCAAACUCUAUUUUGAGUUUGCGUGUCAUUUGUGGUUAGUGCCGUGUGUGAGUGUGUUCCUGCACUCGUACAGUGCCUUGUAACAUGGAGACUAUUGUAGUAAUAUUGGUAGUUAUUGUUGUCUCUCUGAGUUCCAGUUUGUUAAUAAAUCCACAUUUUAAAAAAAUCCCGUUUUAUGUUUAAAGUUGUCACUGAAAGCCAGAUAGUUGAGACUGUAGGCCAGAUAGUUGUCACUGAAGGUCAUAUAGUUGAGACUGUAGGCCAGAUAGUUGUCACGGAAGGUCAGAUAGUUGAGACUGUAGGCCAGAUAGUUGAGACUGUAGGCCAGAUAGUUGUCACUGUAGGCCAGAUAGUUGUCACUGAAGGUCAGAUAGUUGUCACUGUAGGCCAGAUAGUUGUCACUGAAGGCCAGAUAGUUGAGACUGUAGGCCAGAUAGUUGUCACUGUAGGCCAGAUAGUUGUCACUGUAGGCCAGAUAGUUGUCACUGAAGGUCAGAUAGUUGUCACUGUAGGUCAGAUAGUUGUCACUGAAGGCCAGAUAGUUGUCACUGUAGGCCAGGUAGUUGUCACUGUAGGCCAGAUAGUUGUCACUGAAGGCCAGAUAGUUGUCGCUGUAGGCCAGAUAGUUGUCGCUGUAGGCCAGAUAGUUGAGACUGUAGGCCAGAUAGUUGAGACUGUAGGCCAGAUAGUUGUCACUGAAGGCCAGAUAGUUGUCACUGUAGGCCAGAUAGUUGAGACUGUAGGCCAGAUAGUUGAGACUGUAGGCCAGAUAGUUGUGACAUGGAAGCCAGUGUUGGCUAAACAAGACCUACAUGUGACAGAAAGGGAGGGAGGGAUUCACUGUGGGAUUCACUGUGAUAAUGAUAAUGGCUGAACACAUAACAUGAUCUUUCCUCAGACCUCUCUCUUUCCCUCUGUCUAUUCAAAGAGAAACAUUGAGGCGUGCAGCCACAGACUCUUUCCUUCUCUCUCUCCCUCAAUUCAAUUCAAUCCAAUGGGGCUUUAUUGGCAUGGGAAACAUAUGUUUACAU
Oncorhynchus kisutch (coho salmon) is the source of this 6201-nucleotide messenger RNA. Its product is annotated as golgin subfamily B member 1. The record is from RefSeq and is a predicted model, not a curated record. Lineage: Eukaryota; Metazoa; Chordata; Actinopteri; Salmoniformes; Salmonidae. Gene Ontology annotation, biological process: spermatogenesis. Gene Ontology annotation, cellular component: sperm head-tail coupling apparatus. The coding region runs from base 351 to 5033 and encodes 1560 amino acids. The transcript has 31 exons.